This is a messenger RNA of Rhopalosiphum maidis (corn leaf aphid), 3108 nucleotides long. RefSeq lists its product as uncharacterized. The record is from RefSeq and is a predicted model, not a curated record. Gene Ontology annotation, molecular function: serine-type endopeptidase activity. NCBI's taxonomy places the organism in Eukaryota, Metazoa, Arthropoda, Insecta, Hemiptera, Aphididae. Gene Ontology annotation, biological process: proteolysis. The coding region runs from base 389 to 2737 and encodes 782 amino acids. The transcript has 8 exons.
UCCGAACGCAUCAGUCCGAUCUGUCCGCUCGCGCCGUCAUGCCGGCCCGAGAACACAGCACUGGUUCUACGUCGUCUUCCGGUCCGCAACCGUCUUCUGCAGUAGUUCGCGAAUAACGCUCUAUUCGAACCCCACACAUUAUCCGACCAAAUCAUUAUCAUAAUAAUUAUAAGUAGUGUCCGAGGAAUCACGUGUUUCUAUUCAAAACAAAAGCUACAUUUUUUUCUCUCCAUUGAACUUAAAAAAAAAUUAAUUAUAAUUUUUUUUAAAUUAAUUUUUACACGCCCGAAAAAAUAAUAUCGUAUAGGUAUUAUAUUUAAUCUUCUCAUCAUAAAUAAAUGGCUGGAGAGUUUUCACGUUGACACCGGUCAUUCGUAAGAUUCGCACCAUGUUCGCCAUGUCACCGAGAUGCAACCGUCUGAGGUGUCUAUUAGUGUUUUUGCCCGCCAUGGCAGUGGUGAUGCUGUUGGCCGACCGAUGUCUCGGGUCCGAUAACAACAACAACAACAACAACAACGUCAACGGCACGGCCACGCCGACCGCCGUGGCUGCUUCCGAACUGUCGUCGUCGUCGUCGUGGGCCGCCGCGGUGGCUGCCGAUUAUUCGACGCAAUCGCCUAUGACGAACGGCGGCAACGAGACGGCCGCCGGACAGACGGCGGUCGGAAAGCCCAGCAAGUUCGACGAAAACGUGGAGGACUGGCAGUACGUGGACGACCCGCUGAAGAACGUGACGGCCGCGGUCGUCGUACCAGCUGCGGUGGUCGCGGGCAACUCGACCGCGUGCAAGAUGUGCUCGAUGGACAAGGCCAAGACCCGGCGGAACAAGCGCAACCACGACGUCCGGUUGUACAAGAUGGCCGUCAAGUCGUCGCGACACCGUGACCUGUACGCCCAGCUGAUGGCCUCCGUGGCGGCCAAACAGUCGUACCGGCGCAAGCGGUUCCGCCGCACGCCGGCCCCGUCGUCGUCCGAGUCGUCCACGUACAAGCAAUUGUUCCGGUACAAGCGGUACAGACGGUCAGUCGCCGACGCCGCCGCGGUGGCGGUGGACGCGCCCGCCGAGGACGCCGCGAACACGGGCGCCGAAGAAACCGGCGCGGACGCGGCCGCAGCAGACUUCUCGGUGGCGCGCUUGUCGGCGUCCAAGCAGCUGUACCGGCGCAAGCGGUUCCGGCGUUCCGCGGUCGCCGCGUACCCGAACGGCAUGAUCCGGCCGUACCACUAUAACAGCAACAACAACAACAACAACAACAACAACCACCUGCACCGGUACCAGCAGCCGCAGCACGCGCCCUCGCUGGCCGCCGACCUGCAGCUGCAGCAAAACCGUCGCCGUCGUUACCGGUACGCCGCCGACCCGUACCACCACAAGCGGAACGGCCCGGCGGCCACCGCCUGGGACCGUUCCGCCGAGUUCCGGCGCCGGUACCUCCGGUUCCCGCCCACGCACGACGCGCCGCCGCCCGCGUACAACAACAUCGUCAACAGCAACCCGUGGUCGCCGGCCGCCGUGCUGCCCGGCCACCUGUCGCAGCAACCACAGCAGCCGUUCAGCUAUCUGCCGCAGUACCCGAUCCAGCCGCAGCAGCCGCCGCCGUCCAUGGGGCCCAGGAGUCCCAGGCUCGUGUUCCGGGACCCCGUGGACCAGGGAACGUUGCAGGCGCCGUUCGGCGGUGGUCCCAACGGACUCCAGGACCUGUUGGUCUCGCAGCCCGAUGACGUCAAAGAUGAAUGGACCGACUUGGAAGUAGACAGCAAGCGCAAUAGUUUAUGCAAUACAGGAAGCUGCGAAUUUUUGUUAACUUGCUGGAUGGCAUCCGGUUACAUUGAGAGCACCUGUGGCGGCUUCCUGUACGUCUGUUGCGACCGAAAUUCCGCCAAAACGAACGAAAAUAUUGCUAUCAAUACUAACAGAGCGUCGGUGCCGGUCGAUUAUGGCCCAGUGACUAACGACCCCAGUUGUGGUGUUUCGGUGGCCAAGCAACAAGGAGCGCAAAGAAGAAUUGUUGGAGGCGACGAAGCAGGGUUCGGCAGCUUUCCAUGGCAGGCUUAUAUUCGCAUUGGAUCCAGUCGGUGCGGCGGUUCGUUGGUGAACAGGUAUCACGUAGUAACAGCCGGUCACUGUGUCGCCAGGGCUUCGGCGCGACAGGUGCAGGUGACACUCGGCGAUUACGUGAUCAACUCGGCGGUGGAACCGUUGCCGGCGUACACGUUCGGCGUCCGCAAGAUUAGCGUGCAUCCGUUCUUCAAGUUCACGCCGCAGGCCGACCGGUUCGACGUGGCCGUGCUCAGGCUCGACAGACCGGUGCAAUACAUGCCGCAUAUAGCGCCCAUCUGCUUACCGGACAAGGGCGAAGACUUUUUGGGCCAUUACGGAUGGGCCGCCGGAUGGGGAGCUCUGCAAGCCGGUUCUAGACUGAGGCCGAAGACGCUGCAGGCUGUCGACGUUCCGAUCAUCGACAACAGACAGUGCGAGAGAUGGCACAAAUCCAACGGCAUAAACGUUAUAAUCUACGACGAGAUGAUGUGCGCCGGUUACCGGGAAGGAUCGAAGGAUUCGUGCCAAGGUGAUUCGGGCGGACCACUGAUGCUGGAGAAAACGGGCAGAUGGUACCUGAUCGGGAUCGUGUCGGCCGGUUACUCGUGCGCGCAGCGCGGGCAGCCCGGCAUAUAUCACAGGGUGGCGUUGACGGUCGACUGGAUUUCCUACAUAAUCAAUUCGUCGCAACAAUAGUAAUACAGCAGUGUACUAUGUAUACCACAUCUACACCGCGUGCUGUGCACAAGUCCCGACGGACCGAUGCAGACAUUGUAUAUAAUAAUAUUUUAAUAUUAUAUAUACGAUGCAUACCGCUUUUCCAAACUAUUCAUAUUUAUAACGUUAAUAAUUUAUAAUACAUAUUAUAGCAUGAUAUAUACGUAUUGUGUGCGACGUACGUUUAUGUGCGUUCGUAUAUUAUAUAAUAUAUUAUAUUAUUUUAUUUUACACUAUUUAUAGAUAUUUAAGUUAUUUUAUUUUAUUGGAUUAUUUUUAAUAACGAACCGUCGUGCUCGCCUGUACGCGAUCGCGGUGAUAUAUCAUUAUUAUUUCAAAUUAUUAUAAUA